AUGGAGAAGCCGCUAUCCCAUCGCCCUAAACAGUCCCUGAGCAUCCCGGAAGAGAGGCGAUACGUGUAUAAGCCCCUUGGCGAAAACAAGUGCGUUCGGUUUCUCACUCUCCAGCCAGGGUCAGGUUCUGACCCUUUAGUCGGGGGCCUCGAAUUCGGGAGCCUCGAUCCGGCGGACAUUGAACAGCUCCCCCCUUAUGAAGCAAUAUCGUACGUCUGGGGCACUAGUGAUCGUCGCUUCGAGCUCGUAUGCGAUGGCGCCGUCCUGCCUCUGACGCAGAGCAUUCGCGAUGCGCUGAUGCGGGUUCGACUGCCGGAUCGGCCCCGCCGACUAUGGGCGGAUCAGAUAUGCAUUAACCAAGACGAUAUUGCGGAGCGAAGCCAGCAGGUGAAGCUUAUGAAUGCAGUGUAUAAGAAUGCUAGCAAGGUGCUUGUGUGGUUGGGGCGGGAUCUGGACGGAGUGGCUGCGGAUGCAGUGCGGAUGGUACAUCAUCUCGAUGGUGUAUUUAAAGAUGACGAGGCUCAUGAAAAGUUCAAAGUUGAUCACGAGGAGAAUCUGCCGAUGCAGAGCUCGGAACGUUGGGUCCCUUUGGCGAAACUAACCAAGCUGCCCUGGUUCCACCGAAUAUGGAUUGUUCAAGAGAUUGGAACCACUGCACCGGCAACUCUGUAUUGGGGCGACACAGAGAUGGAUUGGGAUAUGCUCUCGUUUGUCGCCGGGAUACUCAAUGAGAGAUACCAUCACCUACGUACGCGGUUCUUCAUUGGCACUUCCAACAUCCGCUACCUUCACAAACGCUUCGUCGAGCCAGAUGUUGAAUACGACCAGUUCCACAACAGAGGUAACUUUGCAUACGAGCUUCACCGCGCGAGGCACCUUCUUGCACAGGACCCUCGAGACCACGUGUAUGCCUUCCUGGGGCACUUUUCCAUCGGCAAGGGCAGCGAGGAGCUCCAGGGUCUCGAGGCAGAUUACUCCAAGAGCAUAGGGGAAGUGUUUUUCGAUGUCGCAGUGAGAGGCCUACGUGGAGCCGACGAUCUCGUGAUGCUAGCGGCGACACAUCACAGCCGAUCCGACGGGAAGAGGCGAGCGCCGGGAAACGACCAAGACUUGGAUUUGCCAUCAUGGGUUCCUGACUGGAGAGACCUGCCGAUGCAUAUUCUCGGAUCUCCCGCGGUGCCGCAUCGAGCUUCGAAGGACACCAAGCCGGACCUGACCAUUGAUGAGGAGGCCCGGAUCUUGCAUGCUAGGGGCGUCAGGGUCGAUGUUGUGGAGAGGCAUUCGUGGACGAUUUACGGGACGGCGUUUCAGGUGAGGCACGACGAUCAGAAACAAAAGAAGAAGUGGUGGAGAUACCUCCUCUGGAAGCAAAUCUGCGGCUACCAAACCUUUACCCUCUCACGCAUAUACCCCCCCUUUCUCAAGGACGCCGCCACAUCUCCAUCUCCAUCUCCGUCCACCCCCACGACUUCGCAGGACCACCACAAGUCCGCCUUCUUCGCUCUCAUCCAGACCCUCACCAACGCCUGCACAGGCAUGGACCGCACGCGUGCCUACUCGUCCAUCUCCCCCGACGAAUGGCUCGCCAGCGGAGCGGCCUAUCUCAGAGCAAACUCCCUCUCCGUGUCGUCGCACACCCCCAUCUCCCCCGCCAUCCACGCCCUCUCCCUCACCGGCGACCCCUUCAAAUGGAGCCACGAAGCGACCCUCAUCACCCGCUACCGCCGCUUCGCCGUCACCCGCAACGGCUACUUCGUCCUCGGGCCCGACGCCCUACAGGAAGGAGACGUCGUGGCCGUGCUGCGCGGCGGCAAGACUCCCUUCCUGCUACGCGAGGUAACUGACGACGACGGUGGCAGUGGCUGGAUUCUCGUCGGCGAGUGCUAUGUGCAUGGGUUGAUGAAUGGGGAGGGCUGGGAUGUGGAGGGGGUGCAGGAGGAGGUGUUUUCGAUACGGUAG
Trichoderma virens Gv29-8 is the source of this 1959-nucleotide messenger RNA. RefSeq lists its product as uncharacterized. The transcript is spliced from 4 exons. Bases 1 to 1959 code for a protein of 652 amino acids. The record is from RefSeq and is a predicted model, not a curated record. Lineage: Eukaryota; Fungi; Ascomycota; Sordariomycetes; Hypocreales; Hypocreaceae.